This is a messenger RNA of Diplodia corticola, 1374 nucleotides long. RefSeq names its product wd40 repeat-like protein. Gene Ontology annotation, molecular function: protein binding. Lineage: Eukaryota; Fungi; Ascomycota; Dothideomycetes; Botryosphaeriales; Botryosphaeriaceae. The transcript is spliced from 2 exons. The coding region runs from base 1 to 1374 and encodes 457 amino acids. The record is from RefSeq and is a predicted model, not a curated record.
AUGGCGUCCAUCAAGUCAAUCCGCUCUCUGACUCUGGACAUCCCGCCGAGCUGCAUAGAGUUUGUGCCUGGCCAUCCCGAGCUUUUCGUGGUUGGCACCUACUAUCUCGAGAAAAAGCAAGACGAAGAAGCUACCGCGGAAUCGACCAACGGCCAGCCGCAGCAGAGAACAGGAAGCCUGCUGCUUUUUAGACUCGACGGUGAUGAAGUAACGCUCAAACACACGCUCUCGACCCCCUUCGCCAUUUUCGACAUCCACUUUGCCCCUCCAUCAACAGCAGCAUCCACCCUCCCUCUCCUCGGCGCCGCCACAUCCACCGGAUCGCUCGCCCUGUACCAAGUCUCCGCCUCCACCCUCUCCAUCGCGACGCUCUCCGUCCUCCAAAUCUUCCCCACCACCUCCCUCAUCACCCACUUCACCUGGCACCCAUCCAUCCCCUCCCUGGCCGCGCUCGCCCUCUCCUCGGGCUCCAUCUACCUCUGCGACACCGCCGCCAGCAACACGGACCCAAUCGACGACGGCGACACGACGCCCACCGCCGCGUACCUGCACGCUCACUCCCUCGAGGCCUGGUUCGUCGCCUUCACCCCCGACGGCACCGGCCUCCUCUCCGGCGGCGACGACAGCACCCUCGCGUCGCUGGCCCUGCCAUUCCUUCCCUCCUCCACCACCACCACCUCCUCCUCCACCACCUCGCCACCACCUUCAGCGCAGAAGCUACUACUCCUCUCCGCCAUCGCAGACGACCACCCGCCCCCGCCCCAAUGGCAAGACCGACGGACGCACCAAGCGGGCGUGACAGCCCUCCUGCCGCUAUCGCCACCUCCACCACCAUCCAACCAGGACAAGAAGAAGGAGCCGCCGCUCCUCCUCCUCACCGGCAGCUACGACGACCGCAUCCGCCUCCUCGCUCUACCGACGCCUGCGUCGUCGUUUCGCCGCCCUAAACUCCUCGCCGAGCUGGACCUCGGCGGCGGCGUGUGGCGGCUGAAGGACAUCACCGACAUCACCGCCGUUCCCGCUCACGACACUGGAAGGACUGGCAGUGAAGGGCGGGCGCGGCGGGCGCGGCGUGAAUACAUCAUCCUCGCCAGCUGCAUGCACGCGGGUGCGCGGGUGCUGCGGCUUGAGGGUCGGCGGGCGUCGGCCGAGGAGGAGGAAGAAGGAGGAGAAGGAGGAGACGAAGGAGAAGGAGAAAGCGAAGACGAAGAAGACUUGGAGUGGUCGUUCGACGUGCUGGCUGCCUUCGAGGAGCACGAGAGCAUGAACUACGCGAGCGACGUGCGGCCCGGCGGCGUCGAGGGAGGGAAGGGGCGGGGGACGGUGGUCAGCACGAGCUUCUAUGACCGGCUGUUGGCCGUGUGGAGGUGGUGA